GCGCGCUGACGCAGUUCAAACACUUUGAGCAUCAUGGCGGCUGCCAUUGGAAGUUUGCUAGCAGAAAUAGCCGAAGUGGACGGUCCAGUCGAGGGACUCAGAAGCCUUAGGACGGCAGUUUUGGCGACUCCUGUUAGCUCUUUGAGGGAAACCUUUUCCGUUGCGCAGCUGGGAAUCAUUUUCUCGCUGCUGAACACAAACGACAAGGAGCAGAUAGAAAUAUGUGUGGAGAUCCUGGGACGAGUCUUGGAGGUAUUCGACCCUGCCCACCUGGCUCGCAACUGCAAAGCCGAGCUUCAGAGCGGACUCAACCAUCCGGAUAAUUCCGUCACAGUGCUCGCUCUCACUCAGAUGGGGCGCGUGUUCGGAAAUGCCGACGGGAUUGCAGAGGUGAUGAAUGAUCCUGAGAUUCUACAAGACGUGAUCCAGUGCAUUGGGGCGGAAAGUAUAGGUGUCUCUAAAGAGGCGAUAUCUGCCCUCAGCAAGCUAUGCAACACAAAGGCAGGGCUUGACACUCUGUUCCGCUCCGAUUUGUUAAACAAGCUCAAAGAUGUCAUGGCAAUCAGUGACAUCAUCAGAUACAGAGUGUAUGAGCUGGUGGUAGAGAUCUCUUCCGUGUCCCCUGUCUCACUGGGUUACUGCACCAGCAACAACUUUGUCACUAAACUUCUUGAGGAACUGACUGGAGAUGAUGUUCUAAUCAGAGCGACAGCUAUAGAGAUGGUCACCAGUCUGGCUCGGAGCCAACAUGGCCGUCAGUACCUGGCACAGCAGGGAAUCAUGGAUAAAAUAUCUAACAUGAUUGUGGCCGCGGACUCCGAUCCCUUCUCCAGUUUCUACCUGCCAGGCUUGGUGAAGUUCUUCGGGAAUCUGGCCAUCAUGGAUAGUCCCCAGCAGGUGUGUGAGAAUUACCCAGCAUUCCUCAACAUGGUGUUUGCCAUGGCAAUGUCCCCAGACCCUUCACAGAUCCCUGUUGCCCUGGAUACACUGGGAGUGCUAGGAGGCACUGUUGAGGGCAAACAAGUCCUGCAUAAAACAGGUGAACAGUUUAACAAAGUGCUAAAGCAAAUGAGUCGGCUAGCCAAAGAUGGAGCCACUGAUCUCAGAGUGAGGAGUCUGGAGGCCAUCGCUCAGCUACUCGCACUACCAGUGGAGCAGCAGACAGAUGACCUGUUGUUGCUAACAGAGUCAUGGUUCUGCGCUCUGAGCUCGGAGCCGUUGGAAAUGAUCAGGAACAUCAGCACCCAGCCAUUCCCUGAGUUACACUGCAGUGCAGUACACAUAUUCACUGCGAUUGCAUGCCAGGCCUGGGGCCAGAGAUUGAUGAUGUCAUCACCUGGAUUUGCUGAAUGGGUGGUGGAGCGCUCCGUUAGUAAGGGGAAGGAGGCAAAAGACUGUAAAUUCGAGCUGGUCAAGGCGCUGUUGAGUUCAUCUAGCACACAAGAAAUCUUCGGCACUCAAAAUUAUUUGAAGCUGAAAACAUACCUAAAGGAGGGGCCCUACUUCGUCAGCGCCGUGGCCUCCGUCACCACUGAGGGAGCAGAUUGAUUAAAAAAAUAAAUAAAAAAGUAUUAAUAUUCAUUCAGGAUGUUCAUUUACAGAAGCGGAUUCCUUCCCCCUUGGUAUAAAGAUUGUCUGAAUCAAUCAUGGUAACAUUCAUGCUCUUUUUAACUUGGUGGAACGUUUCCUUUUGGGACCCAAGCUCACAGUACUCAAUAUCUUUGUCUUUCUAUUUCUUUCUGUCAUCAACUUUACACUAGUAAAGGUUUGUGGUGCACAUCUCUGGCAACCGCAAUACUGCCAUUUAACUUACUAAGUUGGAUCCAGGAAAUUUUUAUACUAUAGACCAGUUCUACAGUAAAGAAUUUUUCUCAGUUGUGUUCUCUCACCAGCUUUUACACACAAUACACAAACAAAUGCACUUAUAACCACAGUUAAAUAUAUUUCUUUGGUUUAUUAUGAUAUUCAGGGCUGGAUAAAUCACAAAUCCUUUAGCUAGCCCACUGGACAAUUAAAGCGGUGGUUAGCAAUGUUGCCUCACAGCAAGAAGGUCCUGGGUUUGUACCCCGGGUUCAAACAGGCAGGGGCCUUUCUGUGUGGAGUUCGCUUGUUCUCCCCGUGCCUGCAUGGGUUUACUCCGGGUACUCCGGUUUCCUCCCACAGUCCAAAAACAUGUACAUUAGGUUGAUUGGUAAUUCAAAAUUUCCCAUAGGAGUGAGUGUGUGUGUGGUUGUCUGUCUAUAUGUGGCCCUGUGAUGGACUGGCGACCUGUCAAAGGGUGUACCCCUGCCUUUCGCCCAAUGUGUGCUGGGACAGGCUCCAGCAGGUCCCCGUGACCCUAAUUAAGAAUAAAGCGGGUAUAAACAAUGGAUGGAUGGAAAUGUUGGUGAUUGCUAUCCUGCAGAGUGGAACUGUAAUUUAUAUGAACUAAAUAUAUAUACAUACAUAAAUAGCCCAGACAUGUAUCUUCCCCCAGGUUACUCACUCCUAAGGUGUAGAAUUUUUUAGAUGCACUAUAAAACAGUUUGGCUUGUACAGGUUUUAUAGAAUUUUGGAAAAAACUGGACAUGUCAUGACAACAAAAGACGAAACCUGGAGUAACAUCAGUUUCUGGUCACUUGCAAGUGUGAACUCACGUGUUACUGACAAAUGAGACACAACUAACGCUAACACCUUCUUACCAGUGGUGUGAAUUUACCAAAAUGAUUGGGUGAGGUGUUUAAAAAAAACCUUGAUGUUUGUUUUAUCUGUUGCACUUAAAUUGAAUGUGUUCCUUUUUGUACGAUUGUUGAUCUUUCUUUGUUUUCCAUUGCGGUGUUUCUAUUUCCUGCUCAUAAUAAAUGAU
Molecule: messenger RNA, 2845 nt
Organism: Hemibagrus wyckioides
Lineage: Eukaryota; Metazoa; Chordata; Actinopteri; Siluriformes; Bagridae
Gene: psmd5
Product: proteasome 26S subunit, non-ATPase 5
Exons: 10
Coding region: 34-1548 (504 amino acids)
Biological process (GO): proteasome assembly
Cellular component (GO): cytosol
Source: RefSeq, a predicted model, not a curated record